Klebsormidium nitens is the source of this 2446-nucleotide messenger RNA. The record is from the annotation of a GenBank genome assembly. Lineage: Eukaryota; Viridiplantae; Streptophyta; Klebsormidiophyceae; Klebsormidiales; Klebsormidiaceae.
CUUUGCUUGGCAAGAACUUGAAGAUUCAACUUCAGUCUUCAAGAGGUCUGGUCAAGGUGCAGGGGAACCUAGCAACAAGAAGCAGAUUUCAGGGUGCCAGCAGACGGUUGUAUCAACUGAACGCUUCAGCUUUUGAGAGGUUUCGUGGAGAUCUGCAGAGAGGGCGAGUUUAGCUGCUCUAGUGAUCAUCUAGCACAGGAACCUUGAGUUCUUUGAUCGAAAGGCCGUCAUGGCUGGUACUUAUCUUCCCACACCGCCACCGAGCCCCCGUGCUAUGCGAGAACCGUGGCGGAAGCAGCUGCCGGCUUUGUUGUGGCCUGUGGCCCGCAAGCUGCAGGGGACGUUUCCCAGUGCGUGGAAUGCAUGGAUGCUGCCAGGCCUUUGCUUCCUUGUGGACUUCCAGAUGUUGGGGCAUGUGGCGGUGGUCGUCUUUUUGGUCUGGCUCUCGGGCUACUUUGGCGUCAGCAUCUUCUUGGCACUUACGUGGUCGCUGCUCUACCUGGGAUUUAUUGACAGGUCGCAGCGGGAUGCAAGUACAAGCCGGUUGCGCCAUGAAGCCUACAGGGAGGUGGAACGCCAGAAGGCAUUUGACGUGACGGAGACAUGUGGGUGGGUGAACACCAUGACGGAGGCUCUUUGGAACUACAACCUGGAGCCGCUCAUCUGUGAGAACAUCCUUAAGGUGGUGCCUUGGUUCCUGGAUACCUUCAAACCAGGGGCGCUGGAGAAGUUGUCCUUACUAAAGAUUCGCCUGGGGAGCACGCCCCCGGUGCUGUCCAACAUGCGCGUGUACAGCCAGCCGUCCAGCGACGACCACAUUGUGCUGGAGUGCAGCAUGUCCUUCUUCACCGACGCUGACUUCAGCGCCACCGCAGAGGCGAAAGUGCGCACCAUCAAGGUCACGGCCCAGGCGUUCAUCACCAGCCUCAGGAUGGAGGGCAAGGUGCGUGUCGGCAUCCAGCUGGCUCACAAUCUGCCCCUGAUCAAGAGAGUGCGCGUCUCCUUUGUGACCCCCCCCAAAGUUGGCGUGUCGGUCAAGCCAUUGACCACCCACAGUUUCGACAUUGCACACAUGCCCAUCAUAGCCAACCUGAUUGAGCACACGCUCACCUCCGCGGUUGAGAGCACUGUGGUUACGCCCAAUAUCUUGACAAUCGACGUUCCAAAGCUCCUCUGCUGGGAUGGCGUUGUUGGAGUGCCGGCGCAGCUGCCAAAUUGGAUCGAACUGGAGCAUGGAAGGCCAGAAGCCAUCGUCCUGUUUGAGAUCUUGGAGGGGCGCAAUCUCCGGGCCGCUGAUAGGUCAGGCAAGUCGGACCCGUAUGUGAAGCUGCAUUACUUCAAGUACCAGCGGCAGACCAACGUGAAGAAGAAGACGCUGAACCCGCUCUGGAACGAGGAGUUCCAGCUGUACGUGCCCACGUGGGCCUCCCCGCAGGUGGCGCUCAUCAAGGUCCUCGAUCACGACGACUUCUCCAGGGACGACAAGCUGGGGCAGGUGCAGGUCGACCUGGCCAAGCACCGCCACGGCGCCCGCACCGAGAUGUGGCUGCCCCUGGAGGACGCCCCGGGCAAAAAGGGGCAGGCGCAAGGGGAGAUCCGCAUCGCAAUCACUCUCAACGACAUGCCGUACGAUGACAACCGGCCGGCAGGCCUCAAUAAGGAGGCGCUCGGCGUGGGCCCGGUGAUGUCGAGCGAGAUGCAGGCGGUGGCGGCCACGUCGCAGGAGCCCAUCCCGCAGUCGCUGGAUCUAGACGUCGGCAUUGGCCAACCGGGCGCCAUGAGCAUCUACGGCCCCGCCGCCAGCCAGCUGCUCGACCAGCAAAACGCGCGCGCCGCAGAAGCCAUGGACGCCACUUUGCCCGGCACUACGGUGGCAAGUGUGAACGCCGCAUAUCCCGACGCCGAUGUGGGCCUGCGACAAGAGCACGAGUUUGGGACGUCCAAGUCGCUGGUGACAGGCACCGGGGAGGACGGGCUGCCGGAGUACUCGACGGACCGCGUGGUGGGUCAUGAGCCGGCGCUCGGGGAGCUGAGCGCGGAGGAGAGCGCGUACACGGAGGGCGCUCACAAGCACAGGAUCAAGCAAGGCCUGAAGAAGCUGAUCAACAAGGCGACUGGGGCGUGAGCAGAGCGCCGAGUGCAAGGUACAUUGUGAGGAUAGUGCAGAUGGAAGAAUGAGAGGCUUACGGUAUGGUGGCUUGGGGGUGAGGGACGUUAGAGUUUCUGCAUGCUUGCAGCUGGACUGGGUUUGCAAUUGCUCUAGCGCAGCAGAUAAGCUAUUGUGUUUGUCUUUGUUCCAUAGGCAUGCGCCGGUCAAAUAUGCACGCGGUGCAAUUAUAUGGUACAGCAAGUAGCUGGACGUUUGGAUAUAGACUCUUUACCUGAUGUCAAGUUCUCUUUUGUAUUCUAGUAUUUCUAAGUCUGUUUAUUUUUAAUUCCGGCCCCU